UACUGUUAUCGCCCUCGUCCUGAGAAGAGGGGAAAGGUAAGACGUAUCACUCGGAGUCCGUUUCCCGGUGCCGUCAGUCCACGAGCUGUGCUAGCAAAAAGUAGCGGGCAGCCGCAUUUUUACGGCGCGCACCUUCAUCUGGUGCGAUCUCUAAACCCGUCGCCUUGGUAACGUCUACGCUAGCGCCGUCGGCUAGCCGCCCGUCGCCAUUUUUCAGCUACGGAGUGACUCAUCUUCCCGGAUAUACACAAUCUUUCGUUGAGUCCGGGUACAAGGUGGGGCAGAGAGGCUCCUGGUCAACUUGUAAAAGUUGAGUGUGUGUCGGCGUAUGGUGGAUUUUUUCAGCGAACGCCGGAAAAAGCACGUUAGCAGUUCCUUCAGUAGUCAGGCGGAGCUGUGAGCCGCUGGACUGAGACAGACCAGAGUCAUGGCCUCCGGCAAGAACAAGAACCAGACCUCUCUGGUUCUCCAUAAGGUGAUCAUGGUGGGCAGCGGUGGAGUGGGGAAGUCUGCCCUCACCCUCCAGUUCAUGUACGACGAGGUGAGACUUCAACACUACAUUUCCCAUAAACCCUCGCUGUUGCUGCUUCCUGUCACAUAUUUAUCUCUCUGCUCCCAGUUUGUGGAGGACUACGAGCCCACCAAGGCCGACAGCUACAGGAAGAAGGUGGUUCUGGACGGCGAGGACGUUCAGAUUGAUAUCCUGGACACGGCGGGUCAGGAGGACUACGCCGCCAUCAGAGACAACUACUUCCGCAGUGGAGAGGGCUUCCUGCUGCUCUUCUCCAUCACAGAGCACGAGUCCUUCACAGCCACGUCUGAGUUCAGGGAGCAGAUCCUGCGGGUGAAGGAGGAGGAGGCGAUCCCUCUGCUCCUGGUGGGGAACAAGUCGGACCUGGAGGAGCGGCGGCAGGUUUCUGCUGAAGAGGCCACGGCGAAGGCCGGCGAGUGGGGGGUUCAGUACGUGGAGACCUCGGCCAAGACGAGAGCCAACGUCGACAAGGUGUUCUUCGACCUCAUGCGGGAGGUCCGCAAGAAGAAACUGGCGGAAAGCAAAGACAAAAACGGGCCGAGCGGCAAGAAGAAGAAGAAGCACUGCUGCAUACUUUAACCCCGAGGCCACAGCCGAGGUGACAAAGUGCCAAAACCAAAAAACAGUCGGACAGACUGACCCAAACAGGCAGCAGCUUCAAACCUUCAAACUGCCUGACUGCUGCACGUUUACUCUACGAACAGUCCAAACAUCAACACUCGCGUCAGCAGCUGGGGAGGAAAGCACCUGACACACUGAUUCCUCUCAUGCAAAUUUAUUUGGGCAUUUAUUUUUACACCCGAAAAUGUACUAUUCUCCAAAUGUAUAAAAUCCAAAUUUAAAAGAAUCUAGUGACUGGAUGUGUUUGAGGCCCUGUUCACCAGAAGAAUCUCACAUCCGCUAUUGUUAAUGUUUGGUUUUAAACUUGUCUGGUAACAUUGGUACUUUCCCGGUUCUGCUUCCUCUUUAUGUACAGAUUGUGUGGAGUCCAACUACUCUAUAUGUGAUAACGUGCGAUUGCGACACCAUGGGCAUUACUCAGCUGCUCUGACAGCAUCAGCGAGCUCCGUCAAGUUCUUCCACAGCAAACUGGGAAAACUGUUGAACCAGGAAAUACACCGGCGAGCUAGCUUAACGCGGCUAUAAUCAAUAUUUUUAUAAUAAUACUCGUAGUGAUGGAGCUACAGAUAAUAAUCAGCUGAAUCUGCAGCGCCGCUCGGCUCUACGGAGCUUCAUAGUGAGUUUCAGCUCGUUGUUUAUCUGUCGGGCUGCAACUUUACUGUUCUGGUUCCCUCUCAGCGCUCUCAUAGCGUCGAUUUCAGAGAAAACUACGCAGCAAACUGCAGUCAGAGAGCAGCUGGUGAACAUAGCGGAGCAUCUGGCAGCUAAAGAGCCAGAUGUUUCCCUCUGGAGCUGCUGGAGACCGAACACAGAGCUGCUCCGUAACUGCUAGAUGUGGAAAUGAGUGUUUGCUAACAAGUUCAACUUAAAAGGUGAUCAUGUGUCAUUGUUGUGUUCACAGCUUGUUUCUGUUUUCCCCCAAGUGGCCAAAAAAAAAAAAAAAAAAUCAGUUAUUGCAGGUUUAAAUGCUACUGCCAACAAACACACGUAAGUUGAUGACAUGUCUCUGCUUUUUCCAUCCAGUUUACAUCGUAGUGUUACGUUUCACCCCAGAUUGUACAGUCUGAUGCAGAUGGAGACUUUUUAUUUUAUUAGACCCACGCUGCACCGUGUUGUUGAUCAGUGUGCCAUUUAAAAACAGGGUUGUCCAUAUACUUAUGGCCAUGUUUCAUGUUUCUUGUCCUGCAUUUUUGUGGAUGUUCUGACAAUCCUGUAAUCACAGAAGCAGAUGUUUUCUUUUUAGGUAGAGCCAAUAUGAGCCAAAAAAGCCAUUUCCCCCAAAUCUGUCGGUGUAGAUGUUCCAGGGGGAGAUCUUUGUGCCUUAAACUUUCUCUCCUUUCACACGUUUGUCGUCACAGUUGACUCUAAAUCCCAAACUUAAAGUUUCAUCCUAAGCUCUCAUUUUCCACGAGUUCCCUCUUUUAUUUAGCUGUCUGUUUUGAGUAUUUUCACACAUUCCUGAUAUAUAAUUAUAACACUUCCAGACACUCCUUUUUGUAUGAAAGCUUUGUUCUUCACUUCCCUUACAAACACAAGUAUAAUUUAUAAUCAACUUUAUAAGGGAAUCUACUAUUAAAAUCACUUUCUGUGUAUUUAUGA
Siniperca chuatsi (mandarin fish) is the source of this 2752-nucleotide messenger RNA. Its product is annotated as ras-related protein ralB-B-like. Lineage: Eukaryota; Metazoa; Chordata; Actinopteri; Centrarchiformes; Sinipercidae. Gene Ontology annotation, molecular function: GDP binding; GTP binding; GTPase activity. The transcript is spliced from 5 exons. The record is from RefSeq and is a predicted model, not a curated record. Gene Ontology annotation, cellular component: plasma membrane. Gene Ontology annotation, biological process: Ras protein signal transduction. The coding region runs from base 428 to 1111 and encodes 227 amino acids.